Messenger RNA from Rubroshorea leprosula, 1252 nucleotides. NCBI's taxonomy places the organism in Eukaryota, Viridiplantae, Streptophyta, Magnoliopsida, Malvales, Dipterocarpaceae. The record is from the annotation of a GenBank genome assembly.
CAGAACCCAAAAACCAAAGAAACCAAAUCCCAAACACAAAAACCCAAAAAAGAGGGGAAAUAAACAUUAAAAAAAGGUAUCUCAAACCUUCUUCUUCUUCCCCAUCAAUCUUUGGUUUCCUCUCUCCCGAACCCUCCCCAACCUCGGUAAACUUCAGCCAGCAGCCGCACCUCCAUCAGCCGGCGAUGGAGCUUCCCAUGCCCCAAAACAUCUUCCUCACCGACCCAUCACUCGUCCCUCAUCCCUCGGAUCUCUGUUUUUCCUCGUGCAUCCUCGGCUUUCUCUGCCUCUCAUCUCCCGGAUCUUACUCCUUGAACAACCGGUAGCCUUCCUUCGAAGCCACCGGUGAUCUUCUUUUCCUUCUCUCAUCAUGAGCUUCUUUGCCACAUCGAAACCCCUUUGAAUCCUUUUUUCCUCUUUUCACGCAACCUCCACCUUUCUCUGGAUCCCUUCUUCUCCCAUAUAGCCGAUGCUCAUCUGUCAAAGAAAUUGCCGGCGAUCUUGGCUUCAAACCACCUUCUCGAACCGUUCCAGCAGUCCAGCACCAACCACACCGGUGAGUGAGCAGCAGGAUGAGCGAGAGUACAGUCAGAUCUACCAACCAGCAACGGAGGUGAGGUGCACGCGAAGCUCCAACGACUCGGCAAAGCUUUAAUCUCCCAUUGGCUGGUUUAGAUUUGCAGAUCUAUACUACUACAGAGCACGAAUGGAGUGACGAGAGGCCAUAUGCAUUUCACAGAUUUUUGUAAAAGGAUCAAGAUCGGAGAGGCCCAAAUGCAUUGCAGAUUCGGGUAAAGGAGAAACAGAUUUGAAAAGCCCAAAACCGUGGAUCCUAAACACCCAGAGAGUGAUUUCUGGAAUGUUCUUUAGGGUUUCUUUGUUUGGGUAUAAACAGAGGGUUUUAGGUUAGAAAAAGGGGGGUUCUUUUGGUUGAGUCUAGUGUUGACGGCGGGGAAAAGGAGGGUUUUUCUGCUGGAAGGGGACUGUGUUUGAGAAAGGAGAUUGAGGAAUUUCAUCUUCGGUUGCCAUUGUUAGGUAUAGUUCUGAACAGAGUAUUUUUGUUAGGAAUGGUGAAGGAGAUGGUGGAAGCUUGAUCCCGUAGGUGGGGAUUCCUUCCAUCAGAUCCAGAUCUGUUUUUCGUUCAAAAAUCCACCGUGCUUGUUUUUAUUUUUUUGUGGGCGUUUGUUUUCUUAAAUCUGAUGUUAAGUUUGUGUAUGUUUCGUUGAAAAAUGAAUGAAAAAUCAAGUGUUUA